GCGGAUUCCGAUCUCGCGGGUCAAGACCUGGCAUCUCAGCAGUCCCUGUGCUCCGCGUGAUCGCGGCCGUCGGAUUCGAACAAUGCAAAGAUUUGAAAUUUGAGAAGCGAGAUUCCUUGUUCGUCGUCGGUCAUCACGACACUCACGCCUGAUCUCGCAGCGUCUUUCUGCUUUCUCCUCGUGACGCUCAGAAAUUUGAACGCUCCGCUCCGCUGCCCAGAUUGACACCUUGAGGUGCUGUUGCGUCGCCCAUGUGACUGCUGGUGCAUGUCCUGCAGCUCUGACCGAGUCGAUGAGACGCGAUUUUCAAGCAUUGAAUGUCUGAGCUGGGAUUGAUCGAGUGAUUAGUGUUACGCAAGGCAAUGUCUGGCACUGCGAAUUUACAGUUAUCGAGCAGUUGGGAGGGCGGGCAGGCACGGUGCCGUGGACAGGGUUUGCCAGAGGUGCGUUCUGGUUGUCACUGUGGUCACAGGUUGGUGGAGUUGAUUGCUGUCUUGAAGGGUGCUUGAUGUGUUCUUGCCGACGAGUCUCCUGAGGUUUGCGGGCUGUCGAGGUUCGAUCGAGCAGCAGUCUCGACUGAUACAGUUCAGAUUGGUGAAUUUGCUGGUUGUUUUCGCCACUGUUCAGGUGGCAUGCUGUCUUCAUGACGAGGAGGCUGUUGGGUCCAUUGUGUCCAAAUAUUUCGGUACUGCAGACAACUCUGUGAAUUAGAGCUUCUCUUGAGCACGAAAGCUUUUGCAGUUGUCAGCUUGGAUUUGCACCAUGUCUUUCGAAGCAGGGGGGGAACGCCCUCGUAGGGGCCGCCCCAGCAGAGCGAAUGCCAAAGGGUCUGCAGAGGUUUCACAGACCACUGGAGUGAAUAAUGACGAACAGCGACGAAAAUUGCGCUCGAGCUAUCGCGCUCUGAAACAUACGCUCGCAGAUGGGAAAGACGAAUUGGUUCAGUCUAAUUCUUGCAAGUUUGAAGAACUCUUUGAUCAAAUGGAGAGCUUGCACCAGCUCGUGGAGAAGCCUCGGGAGCAAAUAGCUGACGCAGAACUCUUUCUGGACAUCACAACUGGGCUUCUUGAGGUGGCGAAGGGCGCACGUUGCAAGAAUGGAAUGUCUCCGGCUGAGUUCGUUGGUGCAAUUAUGCAUAACUUUGGGGGAACAAGCAUAGACUGGAAUCUACUUGGCAUGGAGACGGGCAGUAUCUUCUGCGAAGCCCCUGGAGUGCUUACUAUGCUUGGUCCGAUGGAUAUUGAGGUGAAGCAGAGAAAGGUACCAGUAAGCAGGAAAAGGGACCGACCUUCGCAGAAGACCCGAGUUCAAGAGGUGGAGGAAGGUGAUGCCGAUAAAGAAAGCUGUGAAACGGAUGUCAACAUGCUAAUUAUGUUCAGAUUACUCAGCGAGUCCCCAGACGUCGAAUUAGAUCGACUCGUGCUCAACAGACAUUCUUUUUCCCAAACUGUGGAGAAUAUCUUCUGUAUGUCCUUUCUGGUGAAGGAUGGUAGAGCAGAAAUCAAGAUCAAAGAUGGACGUCAUUUCGUGGUCCCACGGAAUGCCCCAAGUCAUGAAGAACGAGGAUGUGGACAAGGUCUUGUACACAACACGCAGUUCGUUUUCCGAUUUGACUUCAAGGACUGGAUGUAUAUGAAACAGACUGUCCAAGAAGGGACAGAGCUUAUGCCCCACCGCGGGAAUGAGGAAGAAGCAGUGCCUCCUUCUAGAACAGUGAGAACGCCUAUUAGAAAAAACUCUCGAAAUAGAGCACGCGAAACUCCUUCACAGCAAGCGCCGUCAGAGGAUGAAGAUGAAGGAAUUCUAGCACGUCCGAGAAAGCAAACGGCGCUACUGAGUAGAUUGAUUUGAGAAAUCAUGAUACUCACGCUCCCUGCAUUUUCUGCGAAUUGUGUGUUUAAACUGGGAAUUUGAUAUAAUAUUAGGACUGUCUCGUCACCUGUACCAUACACAGAAUUUAUACACAAGACUAGAAGAGUUUUUUGAGGUCAUAGGCGCAAACUAGUGUUCGUAAAGUGCUGCCCACUUUGGUAGGGCUGUAAAUAUAUGCGGCUGUCCUGCUACAUGGUCUGAGAAAUUUUACACUCUUCCAUGUGUGCGAGAGAACACUAUCUCUGUGCAGUCUAAGUUAGUACUUUAAGAAGAUGUAGUUACGGCAUUCCGUUCUAGCGAAGAACAUGGAACAAUUGUAUUUAUCUCUACCCUUCUCUUUGGGAAUGAAAUAUAGGAUUUG
Molecule: messenger RNA, 2233 nt
Organism: Marchantia polymorpha subsp. ruderalis
Lineage: Eukaryota; Viridiplantae; Streptophyta; Marchantiopsida; Marchantiales; Marchantiaceae
Source: the annotation of a GenBank genome assembly